AUCUCACUUUCAUGCUCAAGUGUCAACCCGUCAACUAUCAAAGACUCAAGAACCUUCCUCACUCUUUCUUCUCCAAUCUCCACCUUCUCCUUCUUCUUCUUCUUUCUCUCUAUCUUCAUCUAUAAACCUAAGCGUUUCUUCUUCUUCUUCUUCUUCUUCUUCUUAUUAUUAUCUCUAACUCACUCACUCACUCUUUGAAAUGGAAAACCAUGAAGCCAAACACGAGUUCAAGGAGGUGGACCCCAUGCCAAACGUCUUCGACGCCAAAGGCUACAGCCUCAGCGGCAAGAUCAUGCUCUCUUGCAUCAUCCUUCUCUUCUUCAUCGUCGUCUUAAUGGUCUGCCUCCACAUUUACGCCCGCUGGUACCUCCUCCGCGCUCGCCGCCGCCACCACCACCACCACAACCUCCGCCGCCGUCAAGCCCAGCUCGUGUUCUACCCUGACCCCACCAACCCCACCACUCUUCAACAAGACAUCUACCCCGGCAUCUACGCCGCCGCCGUAUCCUUCAUCGCCGCCGCCCCACGUGGCCUGGAAGCUUCCGUCAUCACCUUGCUCCCUGUCUUCUCCUACGACCCCAAGGCCCACCCGGAAGGACCUCCGGAAUGUGCCGUUUGCUUGUCGGAGUUUGAAUCGGGUGAAACGGGUCGGGUUUUGCCCAAAUGCAAGCACGCUUUCCACACCGAUUGUAUUGACAUGUGGUUCCACUCUCACUCCACCUGCCCCCUCUGCCGCACCCUGGUGGAGCCUGAACCCGAAAACCAGACCCAGACCCGGCCUGAAUUGGUUCUGGUGGACGUACCGGAACACGGGUCGAGUUCCGGGUCGGGUUUGGAGACUGAGAAUCGGACCGGCCCAGAAGUUUCUUCGUCGUCGGUUGGGUCGAGGAGGAAGCCGCCGUUAAUCGGCGUGACAGUUGAGGUGCCGCCGAGGAGCGAGAGUUUCAACGUUGACGGCGACUCGCCGUCGUCUCAGUCGUCGUUCCGGUCGCCGAUGAGUCGGAUGCUUUCGUUGAAGAGAAUUCUCAGCAGGGAGUGGAAGGGGAGCGUGUCCCCGUCGUCUAGUGGUGGUGGUGGUUGCAGCUCUGUCUCUGCGGUGGAGUGCAUCGACGUGGAGCGAGGUGAACGGGAGGAGACUCAGUGAGUUGGCGCCGACUCGGAGUGAGUUGAGAGUGAUGACGUGGCAAAUUGGGGACAUGAAACGUGUUGGAAGUGAUGAGGACAUGACAUGAUGUUCGUGGCGGUGACUAUGGAUAUUGUUUUUUUUUUUAGCGGCGCUAGAAAGAGUCAAAGAGAGUGUGUAUGUAGUGACUAGUGAGUAAAGAACACAGGAAAAACUUGUUGAUAUUUUUCUUUUUCUAUUAGUAUUUUGUUAGUUUCAAAACUAGUAGUUAAGAAUUAAAUAUUAAAAUACAAUACAAUACAAAAUUGCCUUGUCUGUCAUUGUUAAUAUUCUUGUGAACAAUCCAGAUGAGGCCAUUACUGAUAA
This is a messenger RNA of Lotus japonicus, 1489 nucleotides long. Its product is annotated as RING-H2 finger protein ATL2-like. Lineage: Eukaryota; Viridiplantae; Streptophyta; Magnoliopsida; Fabales; Fabaceae. The transcript has a single exon. Bases 200 to 1144 code for a protein of 314 amino acids. The record is from RefSeq and is a predicted model, not a curated record. Gene Ontology annotation, biological process: protein ubiquitination.